CCCCCGUGUCUUGUUUCUAUUUUUGACUGCAUGAGAUCUACGUAUGAUCUACCGCCCAUCCUGAUGUUCUUGCACUUCAUUUCCCUUUGGUCAGCAGUUCUCACUGCGCUGGUCCGCCGGACGACACUGCAUUCAUUGACGACACAAGCUUGGCUUUGUUUGCAAAAUUUGGGAGCUAUGCCGCAGAGUCGCAACACGUUGGCUCCAAGCCCUCAAUCACCGAACCGAAACCCGACUGCUCCGGAUGUCACUGAAUUCACCAGGCCCGUCAGGCGCUGCGACGCUUCCAGGGCUGUUGCUUGUCCGGGGUAGCACUCGGGAGGCAAGCCGUAGCGAGCCCCACGGUAACGUACAACCCCACCUUUCCGGCCACCCAAUCUGCCAACUACAACAACCUUUGGCACAACAGAUUAUCGUCGGUAUUGGCUAUUAUUAUACAAUGCCUCGAUAUUCAGAAAAUUCGAUUCAAGGCGCUCUCAACGAUAUCAAU
Messenger RNA from Pseudomassariella vexata, 490 nucleotides. RefSeq lists its product as uncharacterized. The transcript has a single exon. Lineage: Eukaryota; Fungi; Ascomycota; Sordariomycetes; Amphisphaeriales; Pseudomassariaceae. The record is from RefSeq and is a predicted model, not a curated record. Bases 31 to 312 code for a protein of 93 amino acids.